AUGAGAUUUUGGCAUUCACCUAUAUAUGUAUUUAAAUAUUCAUUUAAUGAUGUUACCUCAACUUUUUGGAAUCGUUACCCAAAUGAUUUUGCUAAACAUAUUAUGAGUGAAGAUAUAUUAGAAAGAAGAAUUGAGGGUAAUAAAAUUUAUACAAAAAAACUUAUUGUUAAACGAGGUUCAUCGUUUUUAAAAUAUGUACCUUCUUGGUUGUGUUCAUUAAAUUCAAUUAAAGUUAUGCCUGUUAUUGAAGAAAGCAUUUUUGAUAAAGAUAAUAAAACAUUAAAAACUUAUACAAGGAAUGUGGCUCAUCGUAAAAAUUUUAUGAUUGAAGAACGAUGUGUUUAUUCGCCAAAUAAAGAUGAUUACAAAUCAUCUACAGAUGUCAAAAGAUCAGUUGUAGUGGAUGUUGACUUUGGAACGAUCUCAAACAUAGUUCAAAGAUUUAUUUUAAUUGGGUUUAAAAGAAGUGUUAAAAAUACAAUUCUUGGCUUCAAUCAAAUAUUAGCUGAAAGAAAUAAUAAAAAAACAGAAAAAGAUAAUUAUUUUAAAGAUGAAGUUAAUUUGAAAAUUGAGAAAGCUAAAGAAAAGUAUAAAUUAUUAAAUAACAAGGACAAACAAAACUUUUAUUAG
Molecule: messenger RNA, 630 nt
Organism: Strongyloides ratti
Lineage: Eukaryota; Metazoa; Nematoda; Chromadorea; Rhabditida; Strongyloididae
Product: Protein preli-like
Exons: 2
Coding region: 1-630 (209 amino acids)
Biological process (GO): phospholipid transport
Cellular component (GO): mitochondrial intermembrane space
Molecular function (GO): phosphatidic acid transfer activity
Source: RefSeq, a predicted model, not a curated record